AUGCCCGGCUGGAAAUAUGCCUUCUCCCUCAGCAGAGAAGCCGUCAAGGCCGCCACACCCCCGGGAACGGUCCGGCUGAUCGAGCCCACGACCACGGUCGUCAUCCCAGAGGGAGGCGUGACAACAACGGAUCGGUUCUCAAAGUACCCCCUCCCAACCCCAGACCCGGCAGACCCCCUGAACUGGGCCCCGUGGAGGAAGCUGGCGUGCAUCAGCACCGUCUCGCUGUACGCCUUUGUGAGCAAUUUCAUCUCGGCUUGCAUCGCGCCUGCGUUGCCGGUGUGGAAUCUGGAGUUUCCCGAGGAUCAGAGGAAGAUUGAGGAGUUGAUGCAGUUUGUUGCGUACAAUAUUCUCCUGUUGGGGUUUGGAAAUGUAUUUCUCGUGCCGGUGGCGAAUAUCUUUGGGAGGAGGGCCAUUGUCCUUAUUUCGGCGCUCAUUCUGUUCAUCUCCACGGCUGUCGGGGCGACAACCUCCAACUUUGUUGGCAUCUUGGUUGUGAGAUGCUUUCAGGGGUUUGGGAGUAGUGCGUCCGAGACGGUGGUGCCGGCGGUGGUGGGGGAGAUGUAUUUUGUGCAUGAGAGGGGGAGGUGGAUGGCGUUCUACACAGCAGCCCUAGCAAGCGGCUCCGUCGUGGGCGGUAUAUCAGGCGGCUACAUCGCUGUCAGGCUGGGUUGGUUCCAAGUCUUUUGGGUCAGCGCUGUUCUGGCGGGCAUCACAUUCUUGUGUUCGGUCUUAUUCGUCCCGGAAACGAUCUACGAACGUGGAGCCCACUGCUUGCCAAUCCAGAGGAAUCUUCCCCGACCAUCGAGGUACUGGCCCCGGACACCUGCGCCGUACCUCAGUCUGGUUACUUUGCCAUCGAUGAGGAUGACGCUGCCGUCGAGGUUUCGGUAUACCGGGGAGUUGGACCCGACGUAUACAUGGUAUCAGCCGUCAUCUUCUGGGGACCUCAGCAGCUCCACUGCCAUGACACCCACUAGAUUGUCAAAGCAGGUCAGGUCGUCGAGAGCAACGGGCCCGGGGAACUUCUCCUACCACCCUUAUACCUUUUCUGAUUCGCUCAAGUUUGGGAUGUACAGAGGUAGAAUCAAGUACCAGUUUAUGAAGCCGUGGUAUACCCUCCGGCUGCCAGCCACGUGGAUUGCCAUGCUGCAGUAUGGUGGCUUGGUCGGUGCUGUGGCCGUCAUCUCCACCAUCGGACCUCAGCUGCUCAUUCUUCCGCCGUAUGACUGGGGCGCGGACACGGGGCUUUUGUUCAUAGGCGCGUUGAUUGGUAUAGUCUUUGGCGCUAUCACCACUGCCCUCCUAGCAGACCGCCGGUUGAAGGCUUUUGCGAAGAAGCAAGACCACGGUUAUGCCGAGCCGGAGACGAGACUGCCGAUUAUGUUGCCUGCUCUGGCGUUGGGGACGGGUGGGCUGUUGGUGUUUGGGUUCUGUGCGCAGUAUCCGGGGGAGUACCAGUGGAUUGGGCUUCAGGUGGCGUACGGGAUGGUGGCUUUUGCGUUGACGCAGGUGCCGAGUUUGUGGUUCAGUUAUCUCAUUGACGCGUACAACCAGCUCGCCAGUGACUGCUUUGCCAUGAUCUGUAUCUUGAGAGGAAUGGUGCCAUUCAUUUGGUUGCUGUUUGUCAUUCAGUGGAUUGAGAGGGACGGGUAUUUGGUUCCGUUUGGAGGUUUUACGGUGAUUAUGGGGGUAUUUUCGUUGUUGAUUGUGCCGAUAUUGUGGGCGGGGAAGAGGAUGAGGAUUGCUACGGCGAGGUAUGUGGUUGGGAAUCAGUGA
This is a messenger RNA of Podospora anserina S mat+, 1779 nucleotides long. RefSeq lists its product as uncharacterized. The record is from RefSeq and is a predicted model, not a curated record. The coding region runs from base 1 to 1779 and encodes 592 amino acids. Gene Ontology annotation, biological process: transmembrane transport. Gene Ontology annotation, molecular function: transmembrane transporter activity. NCBI's taxonomy places the organism in Eukaryota, Fungi, Ascomycota, Sordariomycetes, Sordariales, Podosporaceae. The transcript has 4 exons.